Molecule: messenger RNA, 363 nt
Organism: Elephantulus edwardii (Cape elephant shrew)
Lineage: Eukaryota; Metazoa; Chordata; Mammalia; Macroscelidea; Macroscelididae
Product: glycoprotein hormones alpha chain-like
Exons: 3
Coding region: 1-363 (120 amino acids)
Biological process (GO): positive regulation of steroid biosynthetic process; thyroid hormone generation
Cellular component (GO): follicle-stimulating hormone complex; extracellular region
Molecular function (GO): follicle-stimulating hormone activity
Source: RefSeq, a predicted model, not a curated record
AUGGAUUAUUACAGAAAACAUGCAGCUGUCAUUGUGGCCACACUAUUCGUGUUUCUGCAUGUCCUCAGUUCUUUCCCUGGUGGAGUAUUUGCAAAGCGAGAUUGCCCAGAAUGCAAGUUGAAAGAAAACAAAUACUUUUCCAAGUUUGGCAUCCCAAUAUAUCAGUGCAUGGGCUGCUGCUUCUCCAAAGCAUACCCGACUCCAGUGAGAUCCAAGCAGACAAUGAUAGUACCAAAGAACAUCACCUCAGAGGCCACGUGCUGUGUGGCCAAGGCAUUUACAAAGGUCACAGUAACGGGAAAGACCAAAGUGAACAACCAUACAGAGUGCCACUGCAGUGCCUGUAGUUAUCUUAAUUUUUAA